CCCCACGAACGGAUUCCGCCCUUUAGAUCCCCGUUUCACAAUCUUCCCCAAUUCGUAACUGAGGCAAAAAUCAAGCUAGGGCGGGCGCCCUACCUUGCCCUACUGGCUACUGGGUCCUCCGCCCGUGGCUGGCUGAUUCGCGCGCCGUCUCGUCCCAAUCGCUUCAGCUCCUCACCCGGAACUUGAGAUGCUCCACUCAUGGCGGAAUCUGGACCGUGUCUACCGAUCUGCUUAUGAGUACCCCUGGAUCCUCAUGGCAAGGAACGUUAUGUAUAGAUCUGCUUGUCAGUACCCCUGGAUCCUCAUGGCAAGGAACAUUGCAGCGGGGCAUCCCAAGCUGCGGUACCGCCACUCCCCUUAUGACAUUGAUCUUUUCUGCAUCUCCAAUCAUGUCCCAGUUGAUAAGCAUUUUGCCAUCACUAAGAGGAAAAUUAUGAGAGAAAUACAAGUGACGAGGAUGAGAGACUAUGUGAUGCCCUUCGAUGCCAUCGAGGGUACCAGCCAUCGUGAUGGUUCUAUAUACAAGCAUUUUGCUUUGUUAAAAUAUCAUCGUAUUACUGAACCUGAUGAGACACCACUGGAGCCGCCCACUUGCCUGCCUGGUCGCAAAAGGUGCCUUGUGCAUGUUUUGCAGGGUUCUCCCAUUGAGAUGACUUGCCCUAAACGAGGCAUCUCAUUUGCUUGCUCCGUUCUUGUUGAGUUCGACAUGAGGAUUAAGAAAGGUGGAUAGGCGUCGCGGUUAGUAUAUGGACAGACGAGCGGUACAGUACUUUUUCCAAACUUGCAAUAAAACAACGACAAGUAUUUAGAAACGGAAUAAGUACUGUUGAGUACACAUCAUGCAUGCGUAUGUAUUGCAUAGGGCGGCACGAUUCAUGCACUACAAAAUAUGUACAAAAUGUAAACCGUGCCGUGUAUUAAUAUUUUAGCAGCUACAGCCACUUAGGACACUGUUUUUAUGUAUUUACCUUUUCUUAUUCUCUCUGAGGGUUCUUUUGUGUCAGUGUAUACACGGUCUUUUUCUUUAUAUUUACAAGACACAUUAAAAUAACGUACAUGCAUGCGCAAGCACACGGAGGAUCGUUGUUUUUACUAACAAUGCUUCUGGACUAAAGUUAUGAUCGAUAAAUCCUUGAUUGAUAUUAUUUAUAUUUUAUUCUUGGGUGCAUCUUGUGUCACCUACAUAGGGCGUGUUGGACAUGGUACGUACAGCCAAAAAAUUGAAACGUAUACUAGGACCAUGUCUGAGAUCAAUACUCAGACAAGAAGAAAUUAAACGAGGAGCUGUACGUCCGCCCGUGUGUCUGCAGGGUCCGAGGGGGACAGCACGCACGUGCGCCAGCUUGGAACCGCACGUGACUACUCUCCUGUACGUUAGCCUAGUCUUCCAAAUAUUUGUUCAGAGGAUUUCAACAAAAGCAAUUAAACUAGAGCGCGUACUAAUAUUUAUGUUUGUUCUGCCGGCUUGUUUUUGGCAAAAAAAUAAUAAUAUCUAGGACCGGUUAGCAGCUUCUUUCAAUUAUUGGCAACGUGUGUGUAGCUUUCACCAUGGUUUGCUAUGUCGGCACGUUAUCUCUAGCUCCCGGUGGCUAUCUUUUUCUCAUCUAUCCAUUUCUCCAACACUAGCUAGCAGGGCUCUCUACAUCAUCAUCAAGCGGCCACCUUUCGCCCGGCCGUCACCAAUCCACUGUCCAGGAGCGCUAAUUAUCAGGCCACGCGAUAAUUAAGGAAAAAGAUUGGUAUACGUACGUGCGUGCUCUGUUAAAUGAUAACCGUCGGCGGCUCGUGCCGUGAAUAUCUUUUCUCCCCCCAUGUAAUACUCUCGUUUACUCUGGUUCUUUGAAAUAAUAUAAAGUGAAUUCCGUUUUUCACCACCAAGUUCCAAUUUUUUGACCCCAUUUAAUGGAUUUUUCAUUUUUUAUCCCAUUUAACAAAACUUUUACCACUUACGACCCCAUUUAAGAUUUUUGCCAUAAUCCUCUCCGUCUUGAGACAGGUGAGACCUGCUUUUUAGGCUUCCAGUGCGCUUCCUUUGUCUCUCAUCAUCUGAAAUUAUCUCAACAUGACUUUGAGAAACACCUAGUACGUACUUAUCCUCUCUCGCCUAUACUGUUAUCCACCAAUGAUCGACCAUUUCUUUUCUUUUAACACAGCAUGCACGCGUUUGGCAGCGAUUUGCAAGACGUCAAUGCCAUGUGUAGUCUAGUUUAUUUACCGUUCCAAAAGCUGUCGUGCCCCGAGAGAAUCUGUAGAACGUGUAAAGACGCAUGGCCUGCCUGGUUGCUUCUUGCCGGCCACUAGAUCGAAACGUGUUGACGGUGAUCUUGUACGAUGAGUUUGCAUGAGAAAUAAGUAUGUAACAGUGGUAAUUGCUAAAAAUAUUCAGGUGGGAAUUCUCCCCCCGUUGAUUGCUAAAAAGAAAAAUAUUAUAGCAGUGGGAGGGAGGACGUACGGCUAAGAGCAAAACAAAAUGAUUUUGCCUAUCAAGUUAGCGGGCCUUCGUUGCGAUUUCCAGAUUUUGUUUACGGGCUUUCGAAUCUGAAAAGAGGGCAAAUUUGCAAAUGGUCCGGCCCACGAAAGAAGCCCGUCUUCCAGAAGGCUGCUCCCCGUUGCUCUAGCUGUGAUCUGCAGCACAAUUUCAGGACUAUCCCCGCCGCCACCGGCGGCCUCCUUUGACCUUCCUUCUUCUCAGGCGAAACUCCAGCUAGCUUACCCCCACGUACCCGCGAGGAAAUGGUGGGGAAGCUCAAUCUGUCCCUGUCCAGCACCAGCAGCGGGGGCGGACAUUUAGACAAAGCUUCAUCGGCGGCGCAUCUCAUACCGAGCAGGAUGAUGAGAAGAAAAAGAACCCCGAGAAGCAGAGGAUGAAGAAACAGAGGCGGCGCUUGCUUGCGAAGAAGAGACUGGAGGACGCCGAUGGGCUGGCUUCAGGAGGAAGCAGAGGAUCGAGGCCAACAAGGAGAACAAUGACAAGGACACUUCAGUCUUGUGGAAUACUGGAAUAUGGAUCAAAGGAACAAGGAACAAUAUACUAGUAGUAGGAAAUUUUCAUUUGAUAUCAGUAUUAAAGGAAAAGACGCAGGAUUUCUACAAUUAAUUUGGACCUCUUUUCUUGAA
This is a messenger RNA of Brachypodium distachyon (stiff brome), 3117 nucleotides long. RefSeq lists its product as uncharacterized. The coding region runs from base 188 to 730 and encodes 180 amino acids. The transcript is spliced from 5 exons. The record is from RefSeq and is a predicted model, not a curated record. NCBI's taxonomy places the organism in Eukaryota, Viridiplantae, Streptophyta, Magnoliopsida, Poales, Poaceae.